Messenger RNA from Coffea eugenioides, 1162 nucleotides. RefSeq names its product probable carbohydrate esterase At4g34215. Lineage: Eukaryota; Viridiplantae; Streptophyta; Magnoliopsida; Gentianales; Rubiaceae. The coding region runs from base 166 to 978 and encodes 270 amino acids. The record is from RefSeq and is a predicted model, not a curated record. The transcript has a single exon.
AUCCACCGUAAGAAAGAGUGGGUGACAUCUUUAGGUUUUUCCAUAAUAUGCCUAGAGGCCUAGUAUCUAGAAAGUGGACAGCUAGGUCGAGCCUCUUUUGGUCAAAAUCCCCUCAGGGCAAAUAAGAGGUCUCUUUGAUUCCUUGCUGCACCCCUCUGUGAAGAGAUGUUUGCAUUUGUUUGGUUGAUGGUUUUGGCAUAUGCCCAGCUGGUGGGCACUGAAAACCUAAACACCACUGGCUAUCCUUCACGAGUUCGCAGCAUCUUCUUAUUGGCCGGACAAAGCAACAUGUCCGGCAGAGGCGGCGUAAUGAACGGCACCUGGGACGGCGUCGUGCCUCUUGAGUGCCAACCCAAACCGUCCAAGAUUCUCAGGCUUAGUGCUGGACUAAGCUGGAUGGAGGCUCAGGAGCCCCUGCACAGGGACAUAGAUGUGAAUGCAACAUGUGGGAUUGGACCAGGAAUGGUGUUCGCCAAUUCGUUGCUGAAUCUGAAUCCCAGAAUUGGGGUGAUUGGUUUGGUCCCUUGCGCCGUCGGAAGUAGGAUGGGUACCAAGAUUAGCGAGUGGGGCCGUGGCACCUACCUCUACAACCAGCUACUGAGGAGGGCCGCAGCCGCAGCCGCCCUGCAAGCUGGUGGUAGAUUUAGAAUCCGAGCACUUCUGUGGUAUCAAGGUGAAAGUGAUACUAACAAUCCACAGGAUGCAUCAUUGUACAAGAUGAGAUUGGAAAGAUUUUUCACAAAUCUGCGUGCUGAUCUCAAAUUACCAGAACUCCCGAUCAUUCAGGUCGCACUGGCAUCAGGACAAGGGCCUUACAUUGAUGCAGUAAGACAAGCUCAGUUUGGAGUUCACCUUCGAAAUGUGAAAAUUAUUGAUGCCAAAGGGUUGCCAAUGGAGCCGGAUAACUUGCACCUUAGUAGUCCGGCGCAGGUCCAGCUUGGUGACAUAUUCGCCCAUGCUUUUGCUGCUACUGGAUGAAUCAAAUAUGUUAAUUUUAGCUCGAAAACGAGGAGGUGCCAGGCAUCGUCUAUCAUGCUUUAGUCAGCUUUAUAAAACUGAGAAUGUUAUCCACAUCCUUUUUCCUUUUGUUGCAUUAAAGAUGUGCUUGGAAUUUUACUCCCGAUUUUCAUUCGAGCAUACCAGUUGAGUCCGCUAAGUGUUA